Molecule: messenger RNA, 2941 nt
Organism: Canis lupus familiaris (dog)
Lineage: Eukaryota; Metazoa; Chordata; Mammalia; Carnivora; Canidae
Gene: CKAP2
Product: cytoskeleton associated protein 2
Exons: 9
Coding region: 313-2250 (645 amino acids)
Biological process (GO): negative regulation of microtubule depolymerization
Cellular component (GO): microtubule cytoskeleton
Source: RefSeq, a predicted model, not a curated record
AAACCCAUGAAGAAGAGAUAGCAAGUGAAAACUUCUGGAAACUAAAAAUGCUGGUGAACAAGCGGGUUUUUAGCAUUCUUCUGAUUCCAACUUAAACGUUUCACCCAGAAGGGGUUAGUAGUUUUCCCACAGCCCUCCAGCGGUCUCAACGGCUGACUCGCCUCAGGCUCGUGCGCUCCUUCCUGGCCGACCCAAGCCCCCCUCGGCGUGCACAGAACCCAACUCCUUCCCUGGAGGCCUGCGGACCACUGGCCCCGAGGAGCGAAGGGCCAGACUCUUCCAGGAGAACAAAAACAAAAACUCAAGGAACGGAUGUUACAAAGAAAAACGUUUUUUGCAUAUAAACAGGAAAAUCAUAUAUCCAGUAGUACAGGCCAGAAAGUGAUGAACUCUGAAGGCCAGAUCCAGGAAGAGACAAAAGUUCUGAAAUUCAAAACAAAAAUGGCUGGUAAAGAAAAUGUCAGUAGACUUCCUGUGAACAAAAAUAAUAUAACUAUGGGGAAAAAUUGUAUUCCUUUAAGACCUUCUAAUGAAUUAGCCAAUUUAACAAUGAUAAUUGACACACAUAAUUUGGAGGAUAAUAAUCACACAAGACAGUCGGUACCAAUUGAAGAUGGCCCUCAAAGUCAACACAUGACAUUGAGCCAAAUGUUUCAUCUUAAAAACAACAGUAAAAAGAAACAAAUAUCUACAGAAAAACCAAAGCAAGAUGCUAACAUGCCUAAGAAGCUUGUGCUUGGGUCUUACAAUGGUCAAAUUGUUCAAUCUAAGAUUAAUUCAUUUAGAAAGCCCCUACCAGUCAGAGAUGAGAGUUCUGUAGCAACAAAGAAACUUUCAGCUACUAUCCCUAAAGCCCCAGAGCCUCUGCCCGCAGACACCAGCAGUUUCACAGUGAGAAGUCACAGAGCCCCAAACGUGAUGACCACCACUCGACCUGUGAGCACUGCCUCUCAGGACAGACGGCUGGUGCGGCCUCCUAUCAGAAGUCACUGCAACAGUGCUCAGGACCCUGUGAAACAAGGCAUCAGGAGAAGUCUUACAAUCCGGAAAGGGCCUCAGGAGAAGGAAUUACUGCAAUUAAACACAGUUUCAUCUAGUGCCAAAACCAGUUCUCAGGAUGUGGAGAGAAAGACGACAGUGUCAAGAAGCCUGAUGUCCAAAAUUGUAGCCAGACCUGCUUCAUCUUUUAACACCAGACUGAUCCAGAAGUCAAAAAGCAUUGACCCUUGCAGACACUCUGUAGCAAAAGCAACUAUUGAUAGAUCAAUUCAUCCCAAAGAAACAGCAGAAGAGAGAAAAGCUCGUCUGAGUGAGUGGAAAGCUAGCAAAAGAAAAAUGAUAAAAAGACCUCCUAGCUCAGGAGUUACCCAGUCUGAGCCCGAAGGGCGAAAUGAAAAAUCAUCUGGGUCCUUCUGGACUACCAUGGUAGAAGAAGAUGAGCAAAGAUUAUUUACUGAAAAAGUGAACAAGACAUUUUCUGAAUGCCUAAAUCUGAUUAAUGAGGGAUGCCCAAAAGAAGAAAUAUUAGUCAUACUCAAUGACCUGAUUAAAGAUAUUCCAGAUGCUAAAAAACUUGUUAAAUAUUGGAUAUGCCUUGCACGUAUUGAACCACUCACAAGUCCUAUUGAAAAUAUCAUCACAAUCUAUGAGAAAGCUAUUUUGGCAGGGGCUCAGCCUAUCGAAGAAAUGCGACAUGUAAUUGCAGAUAUUUUAACAAUGAAGAGUCAAGAAAAAGUCAAAUAUGGAGAAAAUGUUGAGGCUUGUGCAACCAAGGAAUACAUCCAGGAUGUCAGCAGUGAAGAUAUAGGUGUUAAUCUAGAGUCAGGAAAACCAGAAACGGAAAAGAAACCUAGAAAUGUGGUAUUUCAAGAUGAUGAAAAAAAGCAAGAUGACAAAACAAAGUAUCUAACCAAUGAUGUUAAAACCCCCAGUGCAGAAACUGGAGGGAGUUGCUUAAUUAAAUAUAAUGUGUCUACUACACCAUACCUACAAAGUAUAAAAAAGAAGAUACAGUUUGACAAUACAGAUUCUACAUUUAAAGAGCUAAAGUUUCUAACACCAGUUAGACGUUCUCAACGUAUUCAAGAGAAAACUUCUAAAUUGCCAGAUAUGUUAAAAGACCAUUAUCCAUGUGUGUCUUCACUGGAGCAGUUAACAGAGUUGGGAGGUGAAACUGAUGUUUUUGUAUGCCGUCCUAACACAGCCCUAUGCCCGAUGUACUCAGAGACUGGAACAGCACAAGAGAAAUAAAGCAACAAUCAGUAAUGGGACUUUUAUUGUUCUGGGGUUUUUGCUUGUUGUGGCUACUUGUCUCUUAGAAGUUGGCCAAGUACCUAAGUAUUCAUGGCAGUAAGCUCUUUUACUGAUGUUCACAUUAUAGCAGGAGUUGCCUUGUCAAUCUCAGCAGAGGGAGUUACUAAGAAAGUUAAAUUUUGUCAAGUAUUUCAAACCUGUUUAUAUUCAAGGAACAUAGUGAUCAUAAUGUUGGCUUCACUUUUAAUAGUCUUAAAUUGUUAGCUAUUAAAUAUAAGUAAAUAUGCAUCAUCAGAAAAGGUAUUCUAGGUAAAAUUUAUAUAUUUAUCUGGACAUGUUCUUAAAAUUUAGAAUAUACAUGCCAGCCUUUAAACAGAAUACUGACUCUACUAUUAAGUCAUGUCCGUUAAAACAGGAUAGUUAUGUGCAAUUAAGUCUUCUCUCCACACAUAAAUAUCAUGUGUAAAAUUGCCUUAUAAGUCUCCAAACUAUCUUCUAUCAAUUCUACAAAGAGUCAGUAGUUUCAAAACUGUGUAAUAUAAAUGUGCUUGAAAAUCCUAGUCUUUUGUUCACUCAUUCCAUUUGUAUAAUGGCACCUGUCUUUGGUUCUAUUGUCUUAUGCUCUCGAGAAGAUUUUUAUUCUUUUAUAAACUGUACCUAAUGUUGAUUAAAUAUAUCUGUAUAGUGA